AAGAAAGGGAUGGACUCGUUGCUUAUUGAAAUACGUCAAUGACAGACUGUCAUAUCAUGACUGUGCGGGUGUAGAUAGGUAGAUCCUUAUCGUGAAUAUCCUACCCUGCUAAUACACCCUAACGAAACAGCUCGCAUCGAUGGAGCUUGGAGAACGUGCGACUACUACUAUAACCUACUAUGGCGGACAAUGUACCAUGAAGAAGCAUGGAUAGAGAAGAAUCGCAUGUGGGGUGGAGGAACUAGGCCUUGCUGCAAGCGACGCCCACCAUGCUAUCGUUUGGUCGUUGAUGGGUCUUCUGAGGUCUUCCUUCGGUGCUGUGGAAUUCUCGUCCAAUUGCCCCACUGGUGAUCGACGAUCCUCAACUUUACCCGUCGCCUCGUCUACGCUCGGUAGCGGUCCUCUUUACCCCGCUCGAGUCCAGCCGAGGUGGACCACGCGCUUUUGCCCUGGAAGACAAACACCGGUAUCAGUUCAAAGCCCUCGCGAUCGCAAACUCGCCUCAUCAAGGUUAAUC
Molecule: messenger RNA, 517 nt
Organism: Serpula lacrymans var. lacrymans S7.9
Lineage: Eukaryota; Fungi; Basidiomycota; Agaricomycetes; Boletales; Serpulaceae
Exons: 1
Source: RefSeq, a predicted model, not a curated record